AUGCCUCAGGCCCUGGGAAAAGUUCUCUGCAAAGUCCUCAGCAUGAGUUUGCAGGCCCCACCCACACUCUUGGAGCUGGCAAGUAGGAGCCUGGUAAGGGAUGAGGCCUUGGAACACUCCUCCCUGCAGGACCUGCCCAUGGAUUUCUUCUUACCAAUUUUCCUGGAGGCAUUCAAAGGGGGACACAUGGAUGUGCUGAGGUCAAUGGUACAGGCCUGGCCAUUCCUUACACUGCCCUUGGGGUCACUGAUGAAGACACCCCAUCUGGAAACCUUGCAAGCCAUCCUAGAUGGGCUUGAUAUGCUGCUUGCCAUGAAGGAUCGUCCCAGAGAGUGGAAACUGCACGUGCUCAGUCUGCAGAAGGGGGAUGAGAACGUGUGGAAGAUGGGGUGUGGACGCAUAGCCCGCGCCUGCUCAGAGCUCCCCAGUGAGGUGCAAACAGGCAUCCCUGGUUCUGAGUUGGGAACAAAGCCUUUGAGGAUAUUCACGGAUCUUUGCAUCACAUAUGAAAAUGGACCUCUUCAUGGCUUUCAAGCCCACCUCUUGCACUGGGUGAGGAUGAGGAAACAGGUCGUUGAACUGUGUUGCAGGAGGCUGCAGAUUUUAUCUGAUUCCAUGUACAAAGUACAGAAGUUUCUGCAUGUUGUAUGCCUGGACAGCAUCAAGGAGUUGGACGUGGACAGUUUUUUUCAUCAGGACACCGUGAAAAUAUUUGUUCCUUACAUGGGCAGGAUGAGAAACCUUGAGAAGUUUUCCUUUAAAUGUACGAAUCCAGAAACAUACAUUUCCAUGAGGCAAAAAAAGUGGUAUUCCUGUAUAUAUGCUGCCCAUUUACAAAAGCUGGAUAAUCUGAGGGAGAUCUGCAUAAAUGAUGCCUUCUUUCUUAAAGGAAAACUGCACAAGAUCCUCAGGAGUCACACUCCCUUGCAGACCCUCUGCUUGAAGUCUAGCCCACUUACCGAGUCAGACUUGAAGCAUCUUUCUGAGUGUCCAAGCACGGAUCAGCUGAAGCAUCUGACUCUGAGCAACAUCGACAUGGCAGACUUCAGUCCGCAGCCCCUCCGAGCUCUGCUAGAGAAGGUGGCAGGCACUCUUGAGACCCUGAACUUAGAGCUUUGCAAGAUGAAUGACUCCCACAUUAAUUGCAUCCUACCUGUCCUGGACAGCUGCUCCCGCCUCACCAAGCUCAAUUGCUCUGGGAACCACAUGUCCAUGUCUGUGCUGGAGAACCUGAUGUGCCACACUGCCAGGCUCAGUCAGUUAAGCCAAGUGUUGUAUCCUGUGCCUUCCAGUUUUGAGGAAGGAGACUGGAAUGUGUUUGAUGAAGAGAAAUUUCUUAAUGUCUCUUCUAAGUUGAGACAGUGCUUCGACUGA
This is a messenger RNA of Nannospalax galili (Upper Galilee mountains blind mole rat), 1374 nucleotides long. RefSeq names its product PRAME family member 20-like. The transcript is spliced from 5 exons. The record is from RefSeq and is a predicted model, not a curated record. Lineage: Eukaryota; Metazoa; Chordata; Mammalia; Rodentia; Spalacidae. Bases 1 to 1374 code for a protein of 457 amino acids. Gene Ontology annotation, biological process: negative regulation of cell differentiation; negative regulation of DNA-templated transcription; positive regulation of cell population proliferation. Gene Ontology annotation, cellular component: cytoplasm.